Molecule: messenger RNA, 3215 nt
Organism: Phacochoerus africanus (Common warthog)
Lineage: Eukaryota; Metazoa; Chordata; Mammalia; Artiodactyla; Suidae
Gene: LRRFIP2
Product: LRR binding FLII interacting protein 2
Exons: 29
Coding region: 179-2413 (744 amino acids)
Biological process (GO): regulation of DNA-templated transcription
Source: RefSeq, a predicted model, not a curated record
GGUCCUUGGGAACGAGGCUGCCCUCCGCGCCCCUCGCCCUUCGUUCCGGCGGGCUCCCGGCCGGCAAGCCGCGGUCCGGCCCUUCUCGGGCGGCGCCGCAGCCACAGUCUGCUCCCGGAGACAGGGCUGAAAACAGUGCAGUUCCUUUUCACAGUUAAAAGACUAUUAAGAAGACAAGAUGGGGACUCCUGGUUCUGGAAGGAAAAGGACGCCUGUGAAAGACCGAUUUUCUGCAGAAGAUGAAGCUUUGAGUAGCAUUGCCAGAGAGGCAGAGGCACGGCUGGCAGCAAAACGGGCUGCCCGAGCAGAAGCAAGAGAUAUUCGCAUGAGAGAACUGGAACGGCAACAGAAAGAGCACUCUCAUCAUUCCUUUGAUGGAAAAUGGGGACAGAUUCAGAAGUGGCUGGAAGAUUCAGAAAGGGCCAGGUAUUCCCACCGGUCUGGUCAUCAACGUCCUUAUCUGGGAGUUGAGGAUGCGUUGUCCAUUCGAAGUCUUGGCAGUCACAGGAGCCCAUUGAAGGACAUAACAGGGACACACUGGAGCGGAGCCAGUACACCCAAAAGGAAGGAGAUCAUGUAUGAUGCUCUCAAGGAUAGACCAUCAAGACUUUCAACAUUAAGUCAUUCUUACAGUCAUUCUUAUGGAGUGAAGAAGAGAUCUUCUGGUUCUCAUAAAGACCCACUGAGUGGCCUCUACUUUGACCAGAGAAACUAUAGCAGUCUUAGACAUAGCAAACCCACCUCUGCCUACUAUACUCGGCAGUCUUCUUCCCUGUACAGCGACCCUCUGGCGACAUCUAAGAGUUACAGGGCCUCCCUUACUUCAAAUUCUGGUCUGCUGAGAAGUGCCAGUCUGAUGUCAUUGUAUGAUGGUGGAUUAUAUAACCCUUAUGGUUCUCGAACUCCGUCUGAGUACAGUUUUUAUUCAUCAAGGACAAGUUCAGCCCGAAGCAGUCCUGUGUUUAUCGACGAUGACACUGCAAGCAUUGCCUCUUCUGGUCGUGCCAGCCAUGGGCAAAAGGACAGUGUGGUCUCUGCUGCUGAUUAUUUCAGUCGAUCCAAUCGUAGGGGGAGCAUUGUCUCCGACGUGGAUGAUGUCAGCAUCCCAGAUGUGACCAGUUUGGAUGAAAAAUCUGACAAACAAUAUGCUGAAAACUACACAAGGCCUUCAUCUCGAAAUUCUGCCUCAGCAACAACCCCUCUAAGUGGAAAUUCAUCCAGACGAGGAAGUGGGGACACCAGCAGCUUGAUAGAUCCAGACACCUCCUUAAGUGAAUUGCGGGAUAUCUAUGACCUUAAGGACCAGAUACAGGAUGUAGAAGGGAGAUACAUGCAGGGGCUUAAAGAACUAAAGGAGUCUUUGUCUGAAGUGGAAGAAAAAUACAAGAAAGCCAUGGUUUCCAAUGCACAGUUAGACAAUGAGAAGAACAAUUUGAUAUACCAAGUAGAUACCCUCAAGGAUGUUAUUGAAGAGCAGGAGGAACAAAUGGCAGAAUUUUAUAGAGAAAAUGAAGAAAAAUCAAAGGAGUUAGAAAGGCAGAAACAUAUGUGUAGCGUGCUACAGCAUAAGAUGGAUGAACUUAAAGAAGGCCUCCGACAAAGAGAUGAGCUUAUUGAGGAGAAUCAACGUAUGCAGCAGAAAAUAGACACCAUGACAAAAGAGGUGUUUGACCUCCAGGAGACACUGCUUUGGAAAGAUAAAAACAUUAGGGCCCUAGAGAAACAGAAAGAAUACAUUGGCUGCCUCAGGAAUGAGCGGGAUACGCUCAGAGAGGAGCUGGCCAGCCUGAAGGAGGCAGCGAAGACGGGAGAGAAACAUGGCUUAGUCAUCAUCCCCGAUGGCACACCCAAUGGCGAUGUCCACCACGAGCCAGUGGUCGGAGCCAUAACUGUCGUGUCUCAGGAAGCCGCUCAGGUCCUAGAGUCAGCAGGAGAAGGGCCACUAGAUGUAAGGCUACGAAAACUUGCUGGAGAAAAGGAAGAGCUACUAUCACAGGUUAGAAAACUGAAGCUGCAGUUGGAAGAAGAGCAGCAGAAGUGCUCCAGGAACGAUGGCGUGGCGGGUGACCCUGCAGGACUGCAGAACGGCUCAGACCUGCAGUUCAUCGAGAUGCAGAGAGAUGCCAACAGACAAAUUAGUGAAUACAAGUUUAAGCUUUCAAAAGCAGAACAGGAUAUAACCACCUUGGAGCAAAGUAUUAACCGCUUGGAGGGACAGGUGCUAAGAUAUAAAACCGCUGCUGAGAAUGCCGAGAAAGUUGAGGAUGAGCUGAAAGCAGAGAAGAGGAAGCUACAACGAGAGUUACGAACGGCACUGGACAAGAUUGAGGAGAUGGAGAUGACCAACAGCCACCUGGCCAAGCGGCUGGAGAAGAUGAAGGCCAACAGGACGGCACUACUGGCCCAGCAAUAGGGAGGCCACCCGCCUGCCUGCCCGCUGGGAUGACCUUUCGUCCAUUGACUCCACCCCUUUCAGUACUGUUCCAGCUUUGUCAUUCAAAUAGCCGCCUUUGUACUUUAUAAUUUAUGAGAGAAUGAACAGGUUUGAAUCUUCAUGAAUGAACACUUGGGAUUUUGUUUGUAGUUUGAUUCUAGACUAAGAACUUGUCCACACCGUUGUUUUUUAUCUCCAUAAUUUUAGAAUCAAGUUUACUCACCAUUUUUCCCCAGCUGCCUCAGUGACUGGGCACUCGGAGGCUUUGGCAUGGGUUCUGGAGGACAGCAAGUCUGUGCUCACUGAGCUACUUCCUGGAGACCUCAGAAACACAAGUGCCUUCUCCACAGUGCCAUUCAGACUUCCGUGAUCUCCAGUGGUCAGAAGACAUUUACCCUUAAUAUCAGAUCGCGUUUAUAUUUUAGUGAAGAAACAAGUCCACAGGUGGGGAAUGUAUGUUUCACUCAAAUUUAUAUGUUUGGAGGAAAAAGCCUUUUUUUGUAAGAUAUUUAAAUUUAUAUAAGAAAAUGUUAGAAAAAGAUAUAGGGAGUGUAUAUAAAACUUGCUUUAUUGCAUGGGGCAGGGAAAGUCCAAGGCCUGUUACUCUUAAAGUAAGAGUAGGGUCCUUAGUCUUCACAUCAACUGUGCUGUAUCUUGUAAAGUAUUUCAUCUGCUGCUUAUUUGUGGAAUGAAACCUCAGACUAGCCCAAUGUGGGAGGGGGGGCAGGGCAGGCAGGUGGGAAGCCUGAAGAUUCUAUUAAACACACCCUUUUGCCGACUA